AUGGACCCCCAACAGUCUGCCCUCCCACUGCAGCUGCAUGGCAACACUUUUGCUAUGAGCUCUGGACAAGUGCCAAAACUAAGCGCGGGAUACAAUGGAGGAGGAGGAGGAGGUGGUGGAGGAGGCCAAGAAGCAGAACUUAAUCAGCAAAACAUGACCUCCUCUGCUCAUGUCAGUUCCAGGUUGAGCCCAGAUGAACGGUUUCAGUGCCCACUGGAGCCUCUGGUUCACUGCCAUGCCAAGGGCAAGCUGGACAUCAAGAGCAGGAGCUGCAGUCUACUCACCAUCUGCCGCUCAGGAGUAAUUUUUCCCUGGAUGAAUCCACGGACAACUGACUCAGAACAAUCUGUCAGCGGUGAUGUGCGGGCCGGUCUCCCGGGCAGAGGUGGAGGCAGGCGUGGUGUCAGAAGAGAGAGAACAGCCUUCACCAACAGCCAGCUGCUGGAGCUGGAGAAGGAGUUCCACUUUAGCCCUUACCUGUGCCGCCCUCGGAGGCUGGAGAUGGCAGCAGGGCUGCAGCUCACCGAUCGCCAGGUCAAGAUCUGGUUUCAAAACCGCAGGAUGAAGUACAAGAAAGAGCACAAGCAUGAAAAGGUGGUGAGUCCAUCCCGGUGGUCUCCUUGCAACCCCUCCUCCAGCUCAAGCUCAUGUGCAGACCACCAGAGGCUCCCAAGUGCUUUUGUUGUCAGAACCCCUUCCUCUGAUGUGCAUUUCGUGGACUAUGCUCCUAUGUCUUCCUCUCCUUUUGGUUUUCAUUGCGAGGCCAGCAAUGGUCAGUGUAUUCACCCUGCAGACCUGCCCCAUCUGAACUACAUACUUCCAUCUGUUGCAAAUGGUCCACCACCCUCCUCUAUGGGCACAGAGAGUCAUCAACAUGCUGGCUUUUCAAAUUGGCCCUAGA
Messenger RNA from Scomber scombrus (Atlantic mackerel), 901 nucleotides. Its product is annotated as homeobox protein HOX3-like. Lineage: Eukaryota; Metazoa; Chordata; Actinopteri; Scombriformes; Scombridae. The transcript has 2 exons. Gene Ontology annotation, biological process: regulation of transcription by RNA polymerase II. Gene Ontology annotation, cellular component: nucleus. The record is from RefSeq and is a predicted model, not a curated record. Bases 1 to 900 code for a protein of 299 amino acids. Gene Ontology annotation, molecular function: DNA-binding transcription factor activity, RNA polymerase II-specific; RNA polymerase II cis-regulatory region sequence-specific DNA binding.